Messenger RNA from Frankliniella occidentalis (western flower thrips), 931 nucleotides. RefSeq names its product V-type proton ATPase 116 kDa subunit a 2-like. Lineage: Eukaryota; Metazoa; Arthropoda; Insecta; Thysanoptera; Thripidae. Gene Ontology annotation, biological process: proton transmembrane transport; vacuolar acidification. Gene Ontology annotation, molecular function: ATPase binding; proton-transporting ATPase activity, rotational mechanism. The transcript is spliced from 3 exons. Bases 12 to 587 code for a protein of 191 amino acids. The record is from RefSeq and is a predicted model, not a curated record. Gene Ontology annotation, cellular component: vacuolar proton-transporting V-type ATPase complex; plasma membrane; proton-transporting V-type ATPase, V0 domain.
CCCACCUAAAAAUGCCGUUCUUUGUGGACUGCCCGCAGGACGUGCGCAGCCGCAGCAACGGCGACGCGGUCCAGGGCAUCGAGCUGCAGUCGGCCGAGGUCCUCGCCGAGGAGGCCCAGGAGGUGCUGGGCGCGCCGCAGGACGGCGGCCACGACGAGCACGACGACGAGCCGUUCAGCGAGAUCAUGGUGCACCAGUGCAUCCACACGGUGGAGUACGUCCUGUCCACCGUGUCGCACACCGCCUCCUACCUGCGGCUGUGGGCGCUGUCCCUGGCGCACGCCCAGCUCUCGGACGUGCUCUGGAGCAUGAUCUUCCGGAAGGGCAUCAUGGCGGGCCAGAGCGAGCACGACGACGGGAGCGUCGGGAGCAUGGUCCUGGGAGGGGUGUUCAUCUACCUCGCCUUCGGCAUCUGGACCUUCUUCACGGUGUCCGUGCUCGUCCUCAUGGAGGGGCUGUCCGCCUUUCUGCACACCCUGCGUCUGCACUGGGUGGAGUUCAUGAGCAAGUUCUACGUCGGCGCUGGCUACGCCUUUCAGCCGUUCGCCUUCAACAACAUCCUGGAGCCCAGCGCUGAGGACGACUAGGUCGCCGUAAGUGUGUUUGAGAGAGCGGUCGCGCUGCACUGGACUGGACCCGUACCACACACCUUCACGUGAUGACAAACUAGUCGCUAGCAAACUUUGUGUUCACGCGGCUCGGCUCACCCCAGCCUAUUCCGUAACAUUAGGUGAUUAAUCAGUUUAAGUCUGUCAUUUCCAACUACUUGUACAAAACGCAUCCAAUGUUGAAGGCGUGUUACGUCGAUCAACUUCUGCAUUCCACUAUAGAGUAUUCAUUUCGUGUUUAGCGUAGUAUAUUUUUGCCAGACUGAGAGUUCAGGCGAGGUUGUCGAUCUAUAUCAAAAAUAAAAUAGCUCAACUGAAAAAAA